AUGUUUAGAUGUGAGUUGGAAAAACUGUUGGAAUCUAGUGGUAUCACGGCGGUGCUCGGUUGCGGUCUUGCCUACGAUAUCUGUGUGCGACAUACCCUCAGUGACGCCAACAAACUUGGCUUCUUAAGCGGCGUGGUACGAGAUUGCAGCAAAGGACUGUCCAAGGAAGGCGUGCAGGAAACAAGUGAGCUUUUUGCUUCUGAAAAUAUCGCCAUUAUCGAAUCGGAUGCUGCCAAACGCAUAAUAAAAAAAGAAAAGGUUCCCAUCGAAUGGGUGAAGAAGCUCAUGGGAAGGAGCAUUGGAAAUGGAACUAUCAGUUAG
Messenger RNA from Cooperia oncophora, 321 nucleotides. NCBI's taxonomy places the organism in Eukaryota, Metazoa, Nematoda, Chromadorea, Rhabditida, Trichostrongylidae. The record is from the annotation of a GenBank genome assembly.